Messenger RNA from Lymnaea stagnalis (great pond snail), 4029 nucleotides. Lineage: Eukaryota; Metazoa; Mollusca; Gastropoda; Lymnaeidae. The record is from the annotation of a GenBank genome assembly.
GUCGUCUUUAAGAUAAAGCUUCAUUGGCAACGAUUAGAAGUCGAAUGUAAGUCAUGAUGCAAUGUAUGAUUUGUACAAUUUAUUAACGGAGCUAAAAACAUUAAUAACUUAAAUUACCAUUUUUAGUUUCUGUUAACAUUUUAUAUAGCUAAUAGAUUAAAAGAAAGAAAGAAUCAUAUAGGUACGACUAUCAUUUAAUUUUAUUUCCAAUUAAUGUUUUCAAUUUCAACGAUGAAAUAAAAUGAGGUUUCAGUUUUUUCAGGUCUUCAGUUUCUUUUUAAUAAUUAAAUAUUAAAUAACAAUAUAAAUUAUAAAUAUAAUUUAAAAAUGUAAUUAAAUUAUUUUCCCCCCAACAAACCGAUUUCUUAGAAUUUUGAAUUAAAUUAAAAGAGCUGACAAACAAAAUGGAAACCAACAACUGUGGUAAUCAUAAUAAUAAUAUCAAUUCUGUGCAUGUGCACACUGAUGAUGAGGUACUAAACAGAAUUUACAGCCCUUUGUAUUACCACAUCUUAACACCCACUUGUCUCAAACACAUGGCUAGAGAAUGGUUGAAAGAAGACACCCCUAGUUUUGACUUUGCUGGUUUUGUUGUUGGUGAAAAGGAAGAAAAUGCAAUUCUUUUGAUGAAAGAGCCUGGAGUUAUUGCUGGUAAGCCCUUUGUUGAUGCUGUGUUCCAAGAGUUAGACUGCUCUAUACAUUGGCAUGUCCAAGAAGGAGAUUACAUUGAACCAAUAAAAAAAGUUGCUACUGUUUCUGGCAAAGUAAGGCAUUUAUUGCUUGGGGAAAGAGUUGCUUUGAAUUGUAUCACAAGAGCAAGCGGUAUAGCAACAAUGGCUCGAAGGGUAGCUCAAAAAGCUGAAUUGUGUGGUUGGAAAGGAGAAGUGGCAGGGACAAGAAAAACUACACCAGGUUUUCGAUUGGUUGAAAAAUAUGCCCUACUAGUAGGAGGUGUCUCGACACAUCGUCAUGAUCUGUCGUCUAUGAUUAUGCUGAAGGAUAACCAUAUCUGGACAGCUGGAAGUAUUUCACAGGUAAAGACAAUUGAAGAUAAACUUAUUCAAGAUUUACAAAAUUUUGUUUUAUGAAAUGAUGAAAUAGGGCUUAACUGUAUUCAGACUAUCUCUAACAAACAAGAGAUCAAUCAAAUCAAUUUUAAACAACCAUUUUCAUGUUUUUCAAGAAUUUGGUUGAUAUAUAUAAGAAAGUAUAUACUAUAAAAAAAUUAAUCAAAAUAAAACAAUUAUUAAAUGCCAGUAUUUCUUGAACUAUUCAGGCUGUUAAAGAUGCACGCAUUGUAGGAGGUUUUUCUUUGAAGAUAGAGGUAGAAUGCAGAAGUUUACAGGAAGCCACUGAGGCUGCCAAAGCUGGUGCUGAAAUCAUCAUGCUGGACAAUUUUUCACCUGAGGUACAGUGUUAAUUUUCCAAGAAAAAUAAAGUAAUAAACAUGGAGAAAAAUAUCACCUUCUUUUUAAAGUUCCUAUUGGUUGGGGACUAGAUCUACCUGCUUUUAUGUAAAAUGGACAUUGAGCUACUUUUUUAAUGACACACAAUUAGCUGCAAUGAUUUGAGUGUGUCCACCAUGUUUUGCAUUUUUCUUUUCAGUCUGCAGAAAAAGCCUCAAGGGAGUUAAAAUCUACAUUUCCAAACAUCAUUGUAGAAGUUAGUGGAGGAAUUACUGAGGAAACACUCACAGACUUUUGCACCUCUAAUGUUGAUGUUAUUUCAUUGAGCCAACUGACCCAAGGAUACAGUACUAUUGAUUUUUCAUUAAAGAUUAACAAAGCUGGGAAGGAUUUAAGUAAUCCAACUGUUAGAGAUGUUUGAUAAUAACUUUUUAAAAAAAUAUUUUAACAUAGACAUCAACCAAAAAUAAAGUGUUUAAUGGAGAGGUUAAUUUUAAAAAAAAAAGUUUUUCAAAGCCAUCCAUUUUAAACUUUUACCAGGAAACUGCUCAAAAACUUUACUUUUACAGCUGAUAGGUAUAAAUAAACAAAUGCAAAAAAGAAUAAACAGCAUUUUAACUUUAUCUUGUCCUUUUAAAUAAUUUGUUUUAUAAAUGAAAAGCAUUUUUCUAAAGAUAUAUCAGAACUUUGUCAUUAAUUUAUUUUUUAAAGUUAUCCCAGAAAGUAUCUUAAUUAAAAUAUUGUGCAUUUUUUGUAAUUACUGUUUGUUCAUUAUUUUGAUAAUGGCUUGUGAGCAUUGGCCUUGCCAACAAAUUAAGAUAGUUAAGCCAGUGAAUUUUUAUACUGAGAUUUAUUCAUAUUUGAAAGGUUGAUGACUAUCUGGUUUCUACAUGUCUGCUCACAUUCUACCACUCUAUAUCGACUAAUUGGUUUUUAAGACCUACUCUUUGAAAUACCUUGCAGUCAUGUAAAACAAAAAUUAACUUGACAAUGCCGACUUAAUGACUAGUUAUUAAGUUAUUAGUAAUAAAAAAAUAUUAGACCAUGAUGCAGUGUUAGUUUGUGUGUUUCACUGUGCUCUUUAUGCAUUUCACAUUGCAGGAGUUGCUGGAAUUAGCAUUGUGUCAGUGUCAUAUGGCCUUCAAGGCUUCAUCUCGGGGUUUGAAUCAGUGUUUGCCUUUUCUUAGAUGAGUUGCCAUUCAGUGUUAACGAGUCCCAUCAACCCGGGAUGGGGGUUGUAUUUUUGCCUGUCUAGGCUUUUUGCGACUAGUCCACAAGCUUGGAAUUGAUUCAGUUUAAACCAGUCAGCCACUCUUCACCUUGGUCAUCAUCGUGGUUUAUUUCCAGUCAUAUUGACUAGGUCUUGCCAUUGGAACUAAUUGGCAAAGACGAUCUAGUGAAGUUGAUGAAUUGAAGAACUCUCACUCACUUAAAACAAAAUAUAGCUCAAAUCACGGCUACUACUCAAGUCAAAGCCUUGGUCAUCUUUGCAUGCAAAGGGCAAACAAUGGCAAUAUUAGUAAGAUUAUCUUAGUCUCAUGGCCUGCGCAGCAUUUAUUUUUCAAAAUUUUGUAAAACAUUUCUUUGUUCUUUGAUAAUGUCUUCCAAGAAAACAGAAAGCAUUUAUUACAUUAUUUUAGUUUUACAAAAAUAAUGUACAGAUUUUUAAAUGAUUGUGCUAUUUCUUCUUAAUGUAAACAAACAUUUUUCUUUCUUCUAUUUGACAGCUUACAUAAAAAAGUUAUUGCUCUUUUUAAAUCCUUUAUAAUAUAUUAACUUUGCUUUUGUUCAUGUGUUUCAGUGUUUAAGGCAAAAUUUUCAGAUGGCUAAUUGACCCACUUCCCAUCAACCUAUUGAACUGAAUCUUGGCACAUUGUAUCACAUUUUCAGCCCCUCCCCAAAAAAUCAGCUUUCCCUGAUUUUCAAGGGGAAGAUGAAUGAAAUAUAAUUUGUUCAAUAUUUGCAUGUUUUGUUGUGAAGAUUAAUUGUGUAGCUGUUGUUACGUGCCUUGUAAUUUAGAAAUAUUGGUAUCUAUCUCUUUAUGUGUCCCAAAACUAGACAGCUUUUAUACAUUAACCCUUUCAUUACUGGUGGUUUUGGCACCGAUUUUUGCAGACUCAUCGAUAAAAUAUGUUAGAAAUUUCCAGUAUUAUUCAUUCUCUUUUCGAUUCGCUUAUUAACUUCUCCAUAGAUUAACAAAUAAAGAAAUAUAUAGCACUGAAAUAUUACAUCUAUGUGACAUCCUCGAUUUUUCAGAAAAGUUCUUUGCCUCUUUGUUAUGACGACAAUGUGACGUCCUUGGUAAUUGAAAGUGGGUAAUUGUGAGGUCGCGUCGACGUCAUUGGUAACGAAAGGGUUAAUAUUUACUUUAUAUAAUUUUCUUAUAAAACAAUACAUAACCUGCAUUUUAAUGAUGAUUUCAAAUUGGCAAAGUUCCAGUUUAUAACUCAUCAAUCCCUGAUGUAAAGGAUUUAGUGACUUGUAAGGAAAAAAAGAGCAAUACAAAGCUUAUACUUAUAGUUAUAGCAAAUGAACUGUUUUCAUAAACUUAUCUAUGCAUUUAAAUUUAAUUGAUUUAUUUCAACAUUAAAUUAUAAUGGACUAUCACUUCUAAUGGUUAAAU